Messenger RNA from Zingiber officinale, 1074 nucleotides. RefSeq names its product heme oxygenase 1, chloroplastic-like. NCBI's taxonomy places the organism in Eukaryota, Viridiplantae, Streptophyta, Magnoliopsida, Zingiberales, Zingiberaceae. The record is from RefSeq and is a predicted model, not a curated record. Gene Ontology annotation, molecular function: heme oxygenase (decyclizing) activity. Gene Ontology annotation, biological process: heme oxidation; phytochromobilin biosynthetic process. The transcript has 4 exons. Bases 96 to 926 code for a protein of 276 amino acids.
AAAGCAAGGCCGCUCCAUCGUCUUCUUCCUUGCAUCACAAGCCCUAGACCAACGCAAAGGCUAGCUUCGCUUUCACCGUAACCACAAGCAUAAGUAUGGCCUCCUCCACGCUUCCUAUCUCCCAAUCCCAAGCUUUCUGUGCUCGAGCACGCCUCAUCCCUGCCUCCCUUUCUGGUCCGGUUCGUUUCGCCCUCCCUCACCGUCACCGGAGAGACGCCUCCUUCCGGAAGCCCCUGCGCACCAUGGUCGUCACGGCGACCACCGCAGAGAUGCCGAAGAAGCGGCAGGCCUCCCGGGACCGCUCGUUCGUUGACGAGAUGAGGACCGUUGCUAUGAAGCUGCACACCAAGGAUCAGGCGAAGGAAGGCGAGAAGGAGUCUAAGUCCCCGCCCGUCGCUAAGUGGGAACCGUCCAUCGAGGGCUACCUCCGUUUUCUAGUCGACAGCAAGAUCGUUUAUGAUACCCUCGAAACGAUCAUCCAGAAGGCCGCCUAUCCCUGGUAUGCUGAGUUCAGGAGUACUGGCUUGGAAAGGUCUGAAAAAUUAGCUGAAGAUCUAAAAUGGUUCAAGGACCAAGGGCAUACCAUUCCCAAGCCUUCUUCUCCUGGUGUUUCUUAUGCCCAGUAUCUCGAGGAGCUAUCUCAAAAGGAUCCUCAAGCUUUCAUCUGCCACUUUUACAAUAUAUACUUUGCUCAUAGUGCUGGUGGGCGAAUGAUUGGCAAAAAGGUGGCAGAGAAAAUCUUAAACAACAAGGAGCUCGAAUUCUACAAGUGGGAUGGUGAUCUAUCUGAACUAUUGCAAAAUGUGCGUGAUAAGCUGAACAGGGUUGCUUCGAACUGGUCCAGAGAAGAGAAGGAUCAUUGUCUGGAGGAAACUGAGAAAUCAUUCAAAUAUUCUGGCGAUAUACUCCGUUUGAUAUUAUCAUAGCAAUCGAAGGUUUCUUCAGCUUGCUAAUUGUAAAAAUUACGACUGCUUUGCUGUUUCAUCCUGGAAACAACACUAAUAAGUUCACACCAUGUAUUGAAUUAAUGUACGCUAAAUGCUGUUCAUAUCUAUAAUUAAGACUGUUCAUAUC